Molecule: messenger RNA, 1604 nt
Organism: Hyalella azteca
Lineage: Eukaryota; Metazoa; Arthropoda; Malacostraca; Amphipoda; Hyalellidae
Source: RefSeq, a predicted model, not a curated record
AGGACGUGAAGGUGGUGCUGGAAAGCUGCUGGUUCGAGCCGCUGCUGGAAGACACAUCGCAGCACUCCAGGACCACAAUCCCACACCCUGUGGUACCACCUUCAUCUUCUAGCGGGCCUCACUCUUUCGGGACCUCACCAUCUCCCACUGCGGCAUCACAAUCCAUGUUCACUACCCCACAACUGAUGCCAACAGAGUCACAAUCGCUUCUCACGGAGUCACAAUAUAAUAAGAGUAUUUCAUCAUCGUCCAUCGCUGUGUCCCAAUCAACCACAUCAAAGAUGGACGGACCGCGCAAAUCUAAGAACAAAGGAAAAAGUUUCGGACAGAAAAUGCGGACGGAAAGUUCCGCUCGUGUCGAGAUCGUCCGGAAAUCGUGCGCCGCCAUCCCGUCUGUUACUGUCAACCCUGUCACCGCGAGCUUCACAUUCACCGUGGGCAGCGAGCUAGCGGACGCGUGGCGGUGGACGCUACAGUGCACCGUGGGUGUGUGUGCUGCGGGGGCGCUGCCCCAGCCCGCCCUCAGCAAGUGUACGAAACCCUCGCUGUACUGCGACCAGGCUGAGCUGCUGCAGCUCUUCCAGCACCAGCCGACCGCCUCACGCACGCGUACGCUGCACUUCGGCCCUCUGCUCCUACAGCCGCCCAACUUAGACGCGUCGGUGCGGACGCCGGACGGCAGCUCAUCGUCGUCCGUGCUCGUCCUGAAGGGCGUCGCCACGGAGAUGGUCUUCGUCAUCUCCUUCGUCUCAUUCGUCGUCGGCGUCGCCCUCACUUCCUUCCUCUGGUUCCUUCACUCAAAAUUCGGUUGCGCCCGGGGCUGCAAGUCCGGUCUCCAGACCCUCGAGGCCCCCCGUGGGGCCCCGUGUGGUGCCCCCAACAGCGGGGGCUCCACCCCCUCUUCACAAGCCCCCAUGACCGUGGGGGGCUGACCGCAGGCCCCCCCGUGGUCGCGUAGGGGCAAGCUCGCCCACGCGCCCCCCCUUGCCCACGCCCCCCACCUCCACGCCUCCGCCGGACUUCUGAGUACCCCGAAGAGGCUGAGUACCCGGCACAGCCCUCAGAGUACCCAGCACAGCCCUCAGAAGCAGCUGCUGCUGCCACAGUCCCGCCCGCCCUCAGUUGUGAGCGUCGCGUCCUCGGCCGCGCCAGCCCUCAACACGACCCUCGUAUGACACGAGCCCGGACCCUCGUCCCUCGACGUCGAGGACGACGUAUUUCUCCUGCAGCGCGUCGAGAGUACGUCUGACACCUGCUCGUCGAGUGGUGGCAGCUCGACGACGUCUGAGUCGUAGACGUCGAGAGUACGUCUGACACCUGCUCGUCGAGUGGUGACAGUUUUAUUUAACUGCUUUAAAAUGAAAUCAAACUGUCUGUUAUAAUUUUUUUUUGUUAUUGAGAGGUACGAAUAAUGUUUGCCCAAGGCUAUCGAUUUCUGAAGAGAUUAAAAAUGUGGAUGCUUAGUAACAUUUGAAUUACAUAUCUUUUGUAAGAAAAUUUCUCCUUCGUCCAGCUGGUGUUACGCAUUGUAGGAGGCUUAGCCUGCUCUCUAGUUCUUCAGUUGCGCUAAAUAUUAUAAUAUUAUUGUGAAUAUUAUAACAUUA